This is a messenger RNA of Sesamum indicum (sesame), 2486 nucleotides long. RefSeq lists its product as uncharacterized. The record is from RefSeq and is a predicted model, not a curated record. Lineage: Eukaryota; Viridiplantae; Streptophyta; Magnoliopsida; Lamiales; Pedaliaceae.
AUCUCUCCAUUUCCGGAGUUGGGUGCAGGCAGUCGUUGUUUGGGGAUAUUUUCCUCUCUCUCUCUCUCUCUCUCUCUCUAUUUUUCUCUCUGAAAAUUUCUCCCUCGAUAUUCUCAACUCGGGGUUUUAUUUGUUAGUUUGAUUGGAAUUUGUGAUUGUUUCGAUAGAUUCUCCAUUGAUUUUAGCAAUUUUGAGAUUUUUUUGAAAUGGUUAAUCCCGAGGAGCAUCAAUCGGCGAACGGUAGACAGACGGAUAACGCGGAUCGCGCGGAUCAAAUUUCCGACGGCCAGGAUUCGGUCACGGUUUCUUCGAGCGGUGGUGAGACGUCGGCGAGAGCGAAUCCAGCAUCCGUCACGCGGCGGCUCACGGAGAUAUUUGUGGAGAAUGGGGAUGGGGAUCUGCUGCUGCAGAGAAGCGACAGGGAGGAUGGUGUUCUUCAAUGGCUUCGUGCAUUGGACAUGCAGGUGAUGGGGGCUUGCCGAGCGGAUGAGAGAUUGAAGCCUUUGCUGAAGCUAAAUGUGUCCACGGGUCUGGCAGAGGAUCGUCUGCUAGCUCAUCUAAGUCAGCACUUUGAGCCAUCAGAAGUUGGGAUGCUAGCCAGGUGCUUGUGCAUACCUUUGGUUUCUAUACGGGUCGGGAAGAUCAACAAGCAAGGAACACUUCUUUCUCCAACAUCUAUCAGGGGGAAUUUGUGCCUCACACUUUUGCCAACUUCUGAUUUACGCAUAUCAUUUAAUGGAGAUGAUGGUUUUGUGGAGAGGCUGGCAACAUUCAGCACUGAGGUUCAGUCCAUUGACAUAGAAAUUGAAGCAAUCUCUGCAGACAAGUCUGGUCGGUCUUUCUUAAUAAAGACCUCCAACACCGUGGUUUCUUAUUUUUGGUGCGCUGAAAAAUCUACACUCUUGGGUAACGAAUUACUCAGAAAGAUGAAGGAUUUGCUUAUGAGAAAACCUUCACUGGCUGAAUUAACUGGAAUUAGCGAGUCACGGCUCGGCUGUUUCGCAACUCAUCUUCGAGCUUAUCUUGCUGGAUCAAUGGUAACUAGUGCUCAAGCUUGUGGCAUUCUGUCAGCAACGCCUCCAGAUGACUCAGUUAAUUUUUCCGAAACCCAUUCUCCUCAGUCUUCAUUUAACUGUCACAAGAGUUCACGUUUCCGGCAGUGUGGCAGUCAAGGGUCAAAGACAAACCUGAUCUAUCAGGGCAGUCUCAGUCCCAGGUCAAGUUCUUUCAAAGAGGGCCAGCAAAAAAGCAUGUCUUCUAUAAGGAGUGGUACCAGAGAAAAACUGAGGCGGCGUGGGGAGAGUCAUGUUCCAUGCAUUGACAGCAAACUGCUUGCUUCAUCAAACAGUAUUGAUCCAUCUACCUCCAAUUGUUACCAGAAAGAAAAACUCCUGUCUGUGAAUGGAACUCACUCAUUUGCCGGAUUGAAUUUUUUGGAUGCAUUUGAGAAAUCCACGGAGCUGCCACUUUCUGGUCCAGAAAUAAAAGCUUGUUCACCAAGUCCAUCUCCUUUCUCUCCUCACUACUGCUGGUGCCCUCCUGUUGCAUCAGCACUGCAAUACACCAUAGGAAAACCAGAGCUACCCAUUUCUUCAACUGAAUCAUUGUCUCUGCCUCCCCUUUCAUCUCUGCUAUCAUCUGCAAGGCCGUCUAGUCUAUUGACUUCAAAACCAUUGCUGAAUUUGGCAGAGGUUCCACCAAUAGAUUUUCCUAGUCUCCUGCCCGAGCCUUUGGUCAGGUUACCAACUUCACAGCAAAUCCCGACAUUUACCCCUCUAAUCUGUGACCCAAUUGUUCAUAUUCCAGUGAUUGAUGUUUGCUCAUCUGGUGGCCAAGGGUAUUUGGUCAGUGCAGGCCCUGCUAUAUCCACCUCUAUUCCACCAUUAAACCAAGAUUUUGUAGACCCUUUACUACCAAAUGCUGAAUCUGUGGUUGAAAAAGGUGCUAGAGAAACACUUCGCAUGCUUAUUAGUAGUUCCAAUCAAAGCACACCACAGCUGCUUGAGGUUUUACCUUCUGUCUUGAGCAGCAGCAAUGACAAGCAAAACGUGCUUGCUGCUGGAAGCAGGGGUCUCUAUAGCGGAACCAUAGAUGUGGAUGCUAUAAACAAUAGCCUGUCUACAAUGGGGCUCGUAUUCUUGUCCGAGAAAUCAAUUAUGGGGGGCAUUGGCAAAACGCGUGGUAGCAUGGAUAAUUUGAUUGAUCCAAAAGAGAAGCCAUCUGGCUCUGGUCCAUCUAGUUUUGGUGAAAUGAUGGAUUGAUUCUGGUAGAAAAUUUUCCUAUUUGUAGAUGUCAGUUCUUUCAUGGAAAUGUACAUACAGGGGUGAAGCUCUGAUGGUGAGCAUUGUGAUCGGUCCAUAUGUAUCAGUGCUGUGGCUUAACAUUAUCAUCUAUUUUUUAGCAAUGAAAGGAAAGUUGAAAUCCUUCUUUGGGUUUUUAGUUUUCUGCUCUGAUUUUACAUCUAUUUCUGAGCAGUUAAAGGAAAA